Acipenser ruthenus (sterlet) is the source of this 7622-nucleotide messenger RNA. Its product is annotated as ephrin type-A receptor 3-like. Gene Ontology annotation, cellular component: plasma membrane; neuron projection. The record is from RefSeq and is a predicted model, not a curated record. Gene Ontology annotation, biological process: cell surface receptor protein tyrosine kinase signaling pathway; protein phosphorylation; axon guidance. The transcript has 17 exons. Lineage: Eukaryota; Metazoa; Chordata; Actinopteri; Acipenseriformes; Acipenseridae. Gene Ontology annotation, molecular function: transmembrane-ephrin receptor activity; protein binding; ATP binding. The coding region runs from base 192 to 3116 and encodes 974 amino acids.
GCUCGAUUUCCAGGGUCUCCUUGUAAGCCACCCCGCUGUGACUGACAGCCCGAGCUCUCAGUGGAUCCUCCUUCCUCCAGCCCUCUGCUCUCAUCUCCUCUCUCGCUCUCUCUCUCUCUCUCUCUCUCCCUCAUUCUUUCAGCUUGUGUAACUUUGUACACAGGGAUGCUGGCGCACAGUGCAGCCUGAAAAUGGGUUUACUAUGGAUAUAUCCUUCUCUGCUCACUCUUCACUUGCUAACACCAAACCAGGCCUUAAGGACUUACCCUGACAAUGAAGUGACAUUGCUGGACUCAAUGUCGGCGCUUGGAGACCUGGGCUGGGUGGCAUAUCCGUCUGAAGGGUGGGAGGAGAUCAGCGUGAUGGACGAGAGGAACACGCCCAUGCGCACCUACCAGGUGUGCAACGUGAUGGAAGCCAACCAGAACAACUGGCUUCGCACCAGCUGGAUCCCCCGAGAUGGCGCCCAGCGCGUCUACAUCGAGAUCAAGUUCACUCUGCGCGACUGCAACAGCUUGCCAGGCGUGCCGGGCACCUGCAAAGAGACCUUCAAUAUGUACUUCUACGAGUCUAACAACAGCAACCUGUGGUUCAUCAAGGAGAGCCAGUACGUCAAAAUAGAUACCAUCGCGGCAGAUGAGAGUUUCACUCAAGUGGACGUAGGGGACAGAGUGAUGAAACUCAACACCGAAGUGCGGGAUAUCAGCCUCUUGAGCAAGAAAGGUUUUUACCUGGCCUUUCAGGAUGUGGGGGCCUGCAUUGCCUUGGUUUCAGUCAGGGUCUUCUACAAGAAAUGCCCCCUCACAGUGCGGAACUUGGCGCAGUUUCCCGACACCGUCACUGGAGGUGACUCUGCCCUGGUGGAGGUCCGCGGAUCAUGCGUCAACAGCUCAGAGGAGUUUGACACGCCGAAAAUGUACUGCAGCGCCGACGGUGGCUGGCUGGUUCCCAUCGGUCGCUGUGUCUGCAAGCCCGGGUUCGAAGAGCGCAAGGACAUCUGUCAACCUUGCCGACCUGGUUUCUACAAAGCUUCAGCCAUGGAUGCCUACUGUGUGAAAUGCCCACCUCACAGCUACUCAAGCCUGGACAGUGCUUCAGAAUGCGUCUGUGAAAAAGGUUACUACCGGGCAGAGACAGACCCCAGGUCUAUGGCCUGUACAAGACCACCAUCUGCUCCAGAAAACCCAAUCUCCACCAUUAACGAGACGUCAGUUACCCUGGAAUGGAGCCCUCCCCGUGAGAAUGGGGGUCGAGGGGAUGUCAGCUAUAGUGUCCACUGCAGGAAGUGCUCCAGUGAUGGCAGGAAGUGCAGCCCCUGUGGUAGUGGCCUUCACUUUGUCCCGCGGCAGUUCGGCCUCUCCUAUUCCAAAGUGCUCAUCACGGACCUUCUCCCCCAUACAAACUACACCUUUGAUAUUGAGGCAGUCAACGGGGUCUCAGACCUGAGCCCCAGCCCCAAACAAUGCAUAUCUGUCAAUAUCACCACAAGCCAAGCAGUAAGUGUGAUUCUGAAAGAGAGGAAAAGCAAAGAUAGCAUCACCCUGGCAUGGCAAGGACCGGAGCGAGCCAACGGCGCCAUAGUGGAAUAUGAAGUGAUCUACUAUGAAAAGAAUCAAAGAGACCAGAAUUACACUGUUUUGAAGACUAAGUCCAACAGCAUGACAGUAGAUGGGCUGAAACCAGGUACUACGUAUGUGUUCAGGGUCCGUGCACGCACCGAUGGAGGCUAUGGAAACUAUGGGGGAGAAAUCGAGCUGGAGACCAGCCAUGAAGACAUGCUUGCGAUCGGAGACCCAAAUCAGCCCACCAUCCUCGCAGUGUCAAUUGCAGGGGGGAUAGUGCUGCUCAUAUUCCUGGUAGCGUGCUUUGUUGUCAGUGGAAGGCAUUGUGGCUACAUCAAAGCGAAACAAGAUCCAGAUGAGGAAAAACUGCAAUUCCAACAUGGUCGAGUGAAGCUGCCUGGGAGCAGGACUUACAUACACCCACACACUUACGAAGACCCCAAUCAGGCUGUCCGAGAUUUUGCUAAGGAGAUUGAGGCAUCUAGUAUUCGAAUUGAGAGGGUAAUAGGAGCCGGCGAGUUUGGGGAGGUGUGCAGUGGUCGCCUAAAGCUGCCCAGCAAGCGGGAGAUUAACGUGGCUAUCAAGAGCCUGAAAGCCGGCUAUUCGGACAAGCAGAGGCGGGACUUCCUGAGCGAGGCCAGCAUCAUGGGUCAGUUCGACCACCCCAACAUUAUCCGACUGGAGGGAGUCGUGACCAAGUGCAAGCCAGUAAUGAUCAUAACAGAAUUCAUGGAGAAUGGAUCCUUAGAUUCCUUCCUUAAGAAGCAUGAUGGACAGUUCACAAUGAUUCAGCUGGUUGGAAUGCUGAGAGGCAUUGCCUCUGGAAUGAAGUACCUGUCUGACAUGAACUAUGUACACAGGGACCUUGCAGCCAGGAAUAUUCUUGUUAACAGUAACCUUGUGUGUAAGGUGUCUGAUUUUGGCCUAUCCAGAGUGCUGGAGGAUGACCCAGAGGCUGCCUAUACUACAAGGGGUGGGAAAAUACCCAUCAGAUGGACUUCUCCAGAGGCCAUUGCCUACCGCAAGUUUACUUCAGCCAGUGACGCCUGGAGUUAUGGCAUCGUCAUGUGGGAGGUGAUAUCAUAUGGGGAGCGACCGUACUGGGAAAUGUCCAAUCAAGACGUAAUAAAAGCAAUAGAUGAGGGCUACCGCUUGCCUGCACCCAUGGACUGCCCAGUCGUGCUGCACCAGCUCAUGCUGGACUGCUGGGAGAAGGGGCGCAGCGACAGGCCCAAGUUCGGUCAGAUCGUCAACACCCUCGACAAGCUGAUCCGAACCCCCAGCAGCCUGAAGCAAUUAGCCAACAGUUCAGUGUGGCAAGACCCUACGACACCAGACUUCACUGUCAGCACUGUUGAAGAAUGGCUGGACGCUAUCAAGAUGGGCCAAUACAAGGACAACUUUUCCUCAGCGGGCUACGUCUCGCUGGAGUCAGUGCUGUACAUAAGCAUCAGCGAGCUGGGUAAACUGGGGAUUACAUUAGCCGGCCAUCAGAAGAAGAUCCUCUCCAGUAUAGAGAGCCUCCAGACACAAGGAACACAUCUUCAAGUAUAACAUUACAUCACCUAGCGAUAUGGUACUCAAAGAACAAACACUAAAUGAACUCAACAAGAUGCUUGUUAUUCCUAAUUAACAGCUUCACCAAUCAAACUGUUCUGGAUAUAACUCGUCUUCAGCACUCUGGCUUCCAUGCACUUAAAGCCCCAGUAAUAAAAGGAGUAAAAGGCUGAUCUAUAGUAGGUCUUUCUGAAGACUUCCAAGGAAAGGACUCUAAAUCUCACCGUUAUGGAAAUUGGUGUAUCAUAGAAUGUGCAACACAUUGCCUUUAAUUUCUUUUAAAUUUUGAAUCAAGCUAAAAGAGUCCAGGAGAUCCCUGCCCAAUUCUUUGUAUUCAAGAGUGCACACAAGUGCAGCUUAACUAGUUAUCCUGAAUUGGACCUUAUUUCAUAACCUGAUCGCACCAGAUGGCCCCGGUUCUGAGUAUCGGAGAAGUGGUAAUUUGCUCCCAGAGAAGGAUUCUUGGUUCUGCUAUUACAAAUUAAAGGUGUUUAUAGCGGCAUGAAUGGAGAGAGUCAUUGGUAGCUGUUUUUGUAUCUGGUUUAUAGAACUUCUGAGAGGGACAUGCUCAGAAGUCCUUGUUAAGCAUUGCUACCUGGUACUAUAAAUAAUUAGGAUGAAAGCAGGAGGUUCUACAUGUACUCUAUAAACUAAUGAAAUGUGAGAAAGAAAAACUGAAACAGUAGUAUGUAUCUUUAAAGCUGGAUUUUACAAUAGUGAGUUUUUUUUUUUUUUUUAAUUGAAGUUGUAUGCCAUGUUGUCUAUAUUGCAGUGCUUUCAUAUUACCAGCCACACCACCUCAAUUACGUCUUCACUGCACAACAGUUUCUCAACUAAUAUGAAUUAAAGGGAAUGUAUAUAAAUGAUAAAACCCCUACCAAAAUCACAUAUUCCUGAGACCCUGAAACAUCUUAUUACCCAGAACCGGUAUGGUUUACAAGUGUUCAGUUCAGCAAUCAUAACAAUAACUGUAACAGUAAUUAAAAAAAAAAAAAAAAAAACUUAUCAGGGUAGUUCACCUUCCUUAGAUAUCUGCAACAUAUGGAAAUGGUCAUAGUUUACAGUUGCAUUACUCUGAAGAGCUGACAGACUAUGCAUCACAGUGCUCUCAGUUAAAGUUUCUUCCUUAUAGAAGCAUUAGCAAUCACAGUUAUGUACCUGGUUUAUUCACGGUUGGAUCUCUUAUUGUCAAAAGAAGUUUGGCUGUACCAAAUUAUAAAACUCGGAUUGCAAGACUACUGAUAAAAGUAAUGACAAGUAACAUAUGAUUGUGUUGCUAAUUUCAGUGUCAUCAGUAUAGAAAUCCUGGGGACUGUUGGAUGGGGCUGAUUAGUUAAGAUAUGAACCAGGAAUGACUGCACCUGCCACUGUGUCAGCACGGUGUGCUGAUGCAACAUGGUCUAGAUGUGACAGGGCCUUUCUUGCUAAUAAGAAUUUCUGCUCAGUGAGCUACCAAAAUGUCCUUAAAAAAAUCUAUUAAUGUAAAUAAAUCAUCAGACCCCAAAUGAAAUUAAAUAAAGACAAGAGGCUCCACUGCAACAACACAGACAUCUUGUAGAUCCAGUUUUGGUUGCUAUUAAUCUCCUUUUUGACUAAAAUCUAAUAGUCGAAUCCACGUGCGAUCAUGGUCUUGUGGCAGGUCUAACUGUAGUCCUUAUCCAGUAAUAGAUAUAAAGUCUUACCACUACACCAACUUUAUAAGCAUGCAGUGAAAUGAGGCUGGAGAAUUCAAUACAUGAAUGGAAGUGAUGUCAGGUUAUUGAAACGGGAAAAUGACGCUUGACACUGUACUUACAUGUAUAUGUGUUUACGUUUUGUAUCUUAAAAGUAAACCCACAAGGUACUGUAGCUCCUUAUGUUUUUCUAGGUUCUUCUAUAGAUUUGAACUAAGAAUCAAAAUGAGUGCUGUCUUCUUUUUUAUUACUAUAACAGCACACAGAUAUUAACAGACUAAAAAAAAAAAUUGUACCAUAUUGUAAAAAAAAAAAAACAUGUACAGUGUUGUUGAUCAAAAACCAUAGAAUGUGUAUAAUUAUUAACUUUUAUUUAGAAAAACAGAUUUCCACUAAAAAAGGACACACAAAUACUUAUUUAUUAUGAAAGUAUUGAUGAGGCAUGUUGAUUUAGGAAGCCAUUUUGGGAGACAGCUUUCACUGACUUUACAGACAAGGAUAAACUAUACAUUAUACUAUACAAGGCUGCAAAAACAUUAUUAAUACAAAGCAGCUGUCACUGCUCAGCUGGUCCACCCAAAGAUCCAAAAUCUUCAAUCUGGAAUAUUUCGAAUAUAUAAUAUCAUAGUGCCCUUUUGUUGACAAAAUGUUAGAAUUACUUAAAAUAAUGAUCCUUGUAGAAAAUAUUGUGCAGUAUCGAAAUGUAAGUGUUUAUAAAAACAAUCUUCUGUGAAUACUUUGGUCUUUUACUGUUUAUGCAAGCAAACAGAAUUCAAACAAAAAUAAAGCUGGGGGGGGGGGGGGGGCUCCCAAGUGGCGCAUCCAGUAAAAGCACUCGCGUAGAGUGCAGGAUGCGCCCUAUAGUCUGGACGUCGCGAGUUCGAGUCCAGGCUAUUCCUUUGCCGACCGAGGACGGGAGCUCCCAGUGGGCGGCGCACAAUUGGCCAAGCGUCGCCCGGGGGGAGGGAGGGUUAGUUUGGCCAGGGUGUUCUCGGCUCACCGUGCACCAGCGACCCCUGUAGUCUGGCCAGGCGCCUGUGGCCUGCCUGUAAGCUGCCCAGAGCUGCGUUGUCCUCCAGCACUGUAGCUCUGGGUGGCUGCAUGGUGAGUCUGCAGUGUGAAAAGAAGCGGUCGGCUGACGGCACACGCUUUGGAGGACAGUGUGUGUUCUUCUUCGCCCCUCCCGAGUCAGCGCAGGGGUGGUAGCAGUGAGCUGAGCUAAACAAAAAUAAUUCAACACUAUUAAAAUGGGGAGAAAACAACAAAAAAACUAAUUGGCGACUACGAAAUAAUAAUUUUAAAAAAGUCAGUUACAUUUGUUGGGAAAUCUGAAUGUAGAAGAAUAAACUUGUCAGAUAAAACAUUUUUAGAUCAAUGUAGACUCCAAAAGGAGCCACUGUUGCACCCUAUCUUGUGUAUCUUGUAAAAUAUUCCAGAAACAAUUACAAGGAUUACCAUUACAUUAAAGCUCAGUUAUGCUUCACUAAAUUGGAUGAAGACUAUCUGUGUGUGGCUGUGAAAUAUUAUAUUCAUCUGGCUUAUUUGUGGGCAAUUGAGCAAUCUGUGGAAUGGAUGCAGAUUUCCCUAAAUAAAAAGCAGGCUCAUAACAAAUUUACCAGCUGCUGUAAAGGCCAAGGGUCUAAUAAUUGUGAGAAAUGCAUAGUGUGCGUAAAAUGAUCUGCUCUAGGUUUCAACUGAGACGAGUCAAGGUCUGCUACCAUGAGCCACUAUAAAUGUAUGCAGUCCUGGAAAUUGUGCUGAUAAUGUUGAAGCUGAAAGCUUUAUUUUAUGCAUCCAGUUUUAUUUUCGAACCCAAUCACCAGCUGUAAACUUGUAUGCUUCCUCAAUUUUAUUAAGAAAUAAAAUGUGCUAUGCUCAUGUGUUGAGUGCUCAUAGCCCCUUUCUUUUAACCUUGGAGAGAUGGGAACAAAUGAGAAGAACUUGUCCCUAGCCAGAACUCUUGAUUAAAACAACAACAACAACAACAACAACAACAACAACAACAACAACAACAUAAGCUGAGUCAACACCAAAGCAACUCUACAACCAAGUUGUUGGUAACCACUGAAACCUGUUACGCAUGGUGGGCAGAAAUAGCAUACUCCGGAACAGGACACUUGCCGUACAAGUUGUUUGAAAGUGGGAUCCCGCUCCAUCCUUCUGAUAUACACCCCUAAACAAUAUGUUGUGCUUCCAAAGACGGUAGGUGUGGACUUAGCUUCAGAUAUAACACCUGUACAACUUAGAAACAAUGUCUUGUUUGGCAGAUUUGUACGGUCUCAUCAGAGGACGAAGCAUCAAUGUUAUACAUGAUAUUUAUAACUUACAAGAGAUUAGAAUUGUAUUAAAGGAGUGGAAAAGGGGGUGCAUACUUUAUUUACAGACCUUUCUUCAAAAUAUACGAGUAUAAAAUCAUCCCACUCGACCAUAAUUGUAUGGCUAGCUGACCUUCCAAGACAGAGUAACAAAGAUUACUUUCAGUGCCAUAGUUGGGAAAAAAAAGUGUAAUGUUGUAAUAGAUUAGCAUUACUGGUAGAAUGCUGGUAACCCCGUCAUUUCUGUGCUGUUUUAUUUUGUAUUUUGGUUAUUAAAGCUUGCUGAAAAACUGUCAAGUUGAUAAUAAAGACAAGAUGAAACCCCAGGCUCUGUUCUGUCACUAUUGUAAAGGUUUCCUGCUCAUUAAUUUGGGGAGUUUGGUUCUCUGUUUUGUUGUAACUUGUGGACAUUUGUUCAUCCAUGGCUGGCUUGUACAUGCUAGCUAAAGGUGUGUUCAUUUUGAACUUCAUGUUGCAGUAAUAAAUAUGCUAAUAUUUUUUAUUUCUCACCUGAA